AUGAUGUUUUCAGCCUCAGUUUAUUCUACUACUAGUAAUAAAAACUCAACCUCUUUAUCUGAAGAAGCUGCAACCAGCACUGUUUCUUCAGUAAUUACAAGUAAGAUUCCUCAUGAAUUCACUCCAUCAAUGACCCUUUCUUCAAUUUCAAAUCUUGCUCAUCAAGAACAUGAUCUCUACCCUAAUCAUCAGAAGAUCAAGAAAAAGAGAAACCUCCCAGGAAAUCCAGACCCAGAUGCAGAAGUGAUAGCAUUAUCACCAAAGACACUGAUGGCAACAAACAGAUUCGUGUGUGAGAUCUGCAACAAAGGGUUUCAAAGAGAUCAGAACCUGCAACUUCACAGAAGAGGUCAUAACCUGCCAUGGAAGCUGAAGCAAAGGAACAACAAGGAUGAGAUGAAGAAAAGGGCUUAUGUAUGCCCUGAGCCAAGUUGUGUGCACCACCACCCUUCUAGGGCUCUUGGGGAUCUCACUGGGAUCAAGAAACACUUUUGUAGAAAACAUGGUGAAAAGAAGUGGAAGUGUGACAAGUGUUCUAAGAUCUAUGCUGUUCAAUCUGACUGGAAAGCUCAUUCUAAAACUUGUGGCACUAGAGAGUAUAGAUGUGAUUGUGGUACCCUCUUCUCAAGGAAAGAUAGCUUCAUUACUCACAGAGCUUUCUGUGACGCCUUGGCUGAAGAAACUGCCAGGCUCUCAGCUGCAGCUGCAGCUGCAGCCGCUGCAGUAUCAAUAACAAACAACCACCACCCUUCAAUUACCAACAAUGUUACACAAACCCCCUUCAACAUUCAACAAAAUAUUCAAAACCCCUCCUCGUCUCUUUUUCCUUUCACUCCCACCCUAAACGCUACUUGGGUCCCCACCCAAACCCUUAACCCGACCCGAAUCAAACCCGAAACCAUCCACCACCAGCAUCUCCUUCCGGCGAUUACGACGCCGUUUUACCAAGAACCCAAUAAGGAACAACUGAGGAUGAUAACUUCACCGCCGGCGACCACAUUCCAUGGCCUCCACGUCAGCACCAGCCGAGAUCAUGUUCCGGCGGCCCACCACCUCUCUGCCACCGCACUCCUCCAGAAGGCUGCGACGGUGGGUGCGGUGGGUGAUCACGUGGGGUCCACAAUGAGUCGGUUGGAUAUGGGGGAGUUGGUUCAGGUGACGACGACAGCCGCCGUGAUCUCGCCGGAAUACCACCAACACAUGGGUCUGACUUCUGGGAAUAUCGCCACGUGGCAGAAAACGGACCGUUUGACCAGGGAUUUUCUUGGGUUGACCGGAGAUCAAGAGGAUGACCACCACCAUCAUGGCGGUGGUGCUGACGUUAACGUUAGCGUGAACAUGAGGAAUAUGCUAACGUACACGGGGGGUAUAGAGAUUCCAACCCAUGGGUUCGGUUUUGCCGAGCCUACAACUGCCUCCGAAGCAUGGGGCAAUUGUUGAAGCUUAAAGUACAAGGUGAUCACAGCAUGGUCUUGGUCCAAAAGGGUACAAUGGUAAUUUUACCAGAAGCACUUCAAAUGACCAAAUUACCCCUUGGAAACCAAAGAAUACCCUUUUGAACCCAUGGAGUUUACAAGUGCCCACUUCUAGUUCUUUUGAAUUUUUACAUAUUUUUCAUGCUCAUUAUUUGC
Molecule: messenger RNA, 1631 nt
Organism: Cynara cardunculus var. scolymus (artichoke)
Lineage: Eukaryota; Viridiplantae; Streptophyta; Magnoliopsida; Asterales; Asteraceae
Product: protein indeterminate-domain 12
Exons: 3
Coding region: 1-1440 (479 amino acids)
Cellular component (GO): nucleus
Molecular function (GO): DNA-binding transcription factor activity
Source: RefSeq, a predicted model, not a curated record